Episyrphus balteatus (marmalade hoverfly) is the source of this 1985-nucleotide messenger RNA. RefSeq names its product kelch-like protein 28. The record is from RefSeq and is a predicted model, not a curated record. Gene Ontology annotation, molecular function: phosphatidylinositol-4,5-bisphosphate phospholipase C activity; protein binding. Bases 321 to 1937 code for a protein of 538 amino acids. Gene Ontology annotation, biological process: intracellular signal transduction; lipid metabolic process. Lineage: Eukaryota; Metazoa; Arthropoda; Insecta; Diptera; Syrphidae. The transcript has 7 exons.
AUGUGUGACCCGCAGUCUCGCAUUUUAAUUCCCUUGAACAAUGAUUACAAAAAAACAAAUUAUGGUACUUUAACAAUUUUUUUGAACCCAAACAGAUUUCAAACUAAAAGUCACGAAUUACCUACUAAUCAGAAGUAAAAUAUCAAACAUAAAAUUGUAACCUGCGCACUUAAAAAGUCAACAACCAUAAACAGCGCAAGACAUGUAAGAGUUUACAUAGAAUCAAUAAUUCAUCAUUUGAUAGCAAAAAAAAGUGCAUUAAUUGGAGAAGUAAAUUUGCAUUUAUGUAAGUUAUCAGUUUUUUGCAAAUCUUAUCAAACAUGGAAAACAAAGUAGAAAUUAACGAAAAAGUUAUUACAAACUUCUUAAAUUGUCACCACAGUGAUGACAUUCUAUUGCGACUAAACGAACUGCGAAACGACAGCCAGCUUUGCGAUAUAAUUCUUGUUGCUGGCGAUGAAAAAUUCAAUGCUCAUAGGAAUGUACUCUCAGCGGCCAGCUUGUAUUUCCUCGCAAUGUUUAGCGGAUAUUUUCCUGAAAGUGACAAAAAGGAAAUAGUUCUAAAUGACAUGGAACCGGAUUGCUUAAAAUUAAUCCUUGAUUACAUCUACACAGGACAUUUGGUUGUUAAUCAUGCAAAUGUACAGAAUCUACUAGCAACAGCUUCGUUUCUUCAAAUCGAUUGGAUUGAGGAAAGAUGUUGUGAUUUUAUUGUCAAGGCACUCGAUGCCAAUAAUUGCCUUGGAGUUAAAAAGUUUGGAGAAAACCAUUCACUUCCAAGGCUUGAAGAAUAUGCAAGCGAAUAUGUACUUAAACAUUUUCAGGAAGUUACUAGAAGUGAUGAAUUUCUAUCCAUUCCAUUUGACGAGUUUCAUAAAAUACUAGAAAAUCCAGAACUUUACAUUUACGAUGAAGAAGCACUUCUUCGCAGCAUUAUCAAAUGGAUCGAUCAUAAUCCAGCCGAACGCCAACAACAUCUUACCCAGCUAGUUACUAAACUACAUCCAGCUUGUGUUAGUAACAAGCUUGUUCAGUCAAUAAAUAUGCUUCAUGAUGAUAAAGACUGUCGUGAUUGGGUAGACAGCGUCAGUCAGAGCAUCGAUAAAAUGCAAUGGAAUAUUUUCGUGCUCGAUAAAAUGGGAAGGCAACCAGAUUUUGGCAAAUACGAUAUGACAACAGGCAAUAUGAUACCACUCAGUCCGUUUCCUUUGGAAGCGUUUGCACUAAGCUUUGCAAGUCAGAAACAUUUUUUAUACGUCCAAGGCGGAUGUGUUGGUAGAAGUCGACGGACAUGCUUCUAUUAUAAUGUUUAUAAGAAUAAAUGGUUUAGCAUGCCAUCAAUGAAAGAACAACGCUCACAUCAUAGAUCACUGAUUUUGGAUAGUUUUCUAUAUGCAAUGGGAGGAAAUGGUUCGAAGGUCACACACAGAUCAGUCGAGUGCAUGGAUUUGGAAACGGGAACGACAAUGCUUGUUGAACCGAUGUUAUCGCCAAGGAGCUCAAUGGGAGCUGUUGUCUGUGAACAAAGCUUAUACGUGAUGGGUGGUGAAACAGAUCAAAAAAGUUUAAGUUCCGUAGAAAUGUUCGAUCCCAGAGUUGGUAUUUGGCAAAGUAUGCCAAGACUAAAUGUUGUCAAUAGCUAUUGCACUAGUGCCGUAACAGAUAACUACAUUUAUUGCUGUGAGGGACUAGGAAGUUCAAUGGAACGAUUUGAUUUGCGAAGUCGUGAAUGGGAAAUGAUAGAAUUUACUUCCGAAAGAGAAUUCUUUGAAAUAUUUUCAAUUGGCAACGAUGUGUACAGUAUUUCUAGUGAAGAAAUCGCUCGAUACUAUCCGGCUGGAAAUCGCUGGGAAAAUAUUUUCUACUAUCCGUUUACUCGUGAAUGGGACACAGCACUUGCAGUUGAACUUGUAAAUGAAAGUUCGGUGGUUUUCUAACUUCAAUAAGAUCAAAAACUAGAUAGACAAAAAUAAAAACAACAAUAA